This is a messenger RNA of Gasterosteus aculeatus aculeatus (three-spined stickleback), 3469 nucleotides long. It is a transcript of the gene borcs6, whose product is annotated as BLOC-1 related complex subunit 6. Lineage: Eukaryota; Metazoa; Chordata; Actinopteri; Perciformes; Gasterosteidae. Gene Ontology annotation, biological process: lysosome localization. Gene Ontology annotation, cellular component: BORC complex. The record is from RefSeq and is a predicted model, not a curated record.
AAUAUUCUCGAUAAUUUUCGAUGUUUUCAUGGUUGCUUGUUGCAAGGCGGAACCUUUCUCCCGAGAAUCGUGGGGAAGGAUUUUAUUAUCGGACUCGGUUGAUAAAUUCUUUUGAAGAGGAACUACACAGCAGGUGGAGGGAUGAGUCUCUCCCCUGUGAUUGGCACAGAAGUGCCAGAAGCAGCUAACGGGGUUUUGACACCCGGCUCAUCAGAGAAAGGAGCCCGCGUUCCGGUCUCGGUCAAAUGUGCCGGGAGCAGAGAGCCCCGUCCUGGGCAGGCAUCAGAGGAUACGGAGAACCACAUGCAUGCGGAAAACCGAAUUUACGAUGGUGAAAGCCACUUUGAUACAGAGAAGUACAAUAACGGGAGAACAUCUACCAGUUGUACGCAGCACGCCCGUCACGUGACCAACGCCUCACUCCCCGCUGCCUCCCGCACAGGAAGCGCAGAAGACGGGGACUCAGGCUCCAAAGACACAGACAGUUGUGAGGCCUGUGACCGUGCCGAGCCUCCCGAUGCAGCUCUUUUGUGGGACCCCGCACAGCAAGCACACUCCAAAGAGUCAUCUCAGCGAGGAGGCCCCGCUGCUACAGGCAGACGGCAGACUGAGACCGAGACCUUGGAUGGAGACAACGACAGUCGAGACGAGGAGGAAGACGGCGAGAAGGAGAAACAGGACGAGGAGGAGGAUGAGAAAAAUGAAAAAAAGUGGAUUAAUCAGCGUGCAGGAGGGAGAACACACGGAGAGUCUUCACGACAUUACUCCUCCUCAGCCCCUGGUCCCAGCACCUCGUCCACAUCCUCUCCUCUCCCCCCUCCUCUUCUUCCCUCAGACGAUAUCCCCUGCCCCCCCCACGUCAUGGCCCAGGUCUGGGUACGCAACGUCAGGGGGAUGCAGGACAGCAAGAGCCUCGAUGAAAUCAGCCAAGCUUGUGGAGGUGGUUCGGGGACCCGGGUCGGGGGCAGAGGCGGCCAGUCAGAGGGCCGGAGGGCCACGAUCUCCUCGGCUCUGGAGCUAGAGGGAACAGUCAGCCAAGACGGGGAUCUGACUCAUUUCAUCACCAAGAACCUGGAGCAGAAAAUCAAAAUGAGCUCCAAGCCCAGUCUGGACUGCAGUGACUCGGACUGUUCAGGUCCCAUCCUCCGAAGCCGGGGAUUGUCCCGGAGACCGGCGGACAUCCCGCCCAUUGAUCCUGCCGUCCUAUUGGAUCUUCAGAGACACACCCAGGAGGUGGCGCACAGUGUAGAGAUGAUGAUGCGGAGCCUCAAUGGAACAAUUCAGAAUAUGACCGCUCUCAGUGUGGGCUACAUUCAGACCUACAGAGACUCCGUCGACAGCUUGGGGGAGUCCGUGGACAUGAGCAUAAAGGGCAUGUACACACUGAUGGCUCGCUGCGAGGAGCUGGACCGCUCCAUGCAGCCCAUUCACACCCUGUCGGCCCAGAUCCGUGACAUCAAGCGCACCCUAGACGCGCUGGAGGCGAUCUGCAAGUAGCCCCGACUGUCCGUUUCUCAACACACUCCCCAGCUGAGAAGUUCCAGCAUCGAGAGCAUCCGGCACGGGGCUGUGUGCCAGUCGGCCCACCUCUCUGCAGGCAGCAGGUUAAAGAUUGAGCGCACCUCUGGAUUCCAGGAACCAUUGCUACUAGGCAGGCUGGGAUUCAGUCAGUGCCGCCGCGUGUUCAUCGUUUGAAGAUGGUCGUCUUUGUUGUUCUUUUGAGAUUCAGACUGAAUUGCCAUUGAUUUUCUCUCGAGGGUUUUCUCUUAUCUUCUGUUUUUUGACAGCCACCAUCACGUCCUCCAAUGAAUUGGUCAUGAAAUAUACCUCACUAAUCUAUUUUGGAGAUACUCGGCCCAGUGCCCUAGAGACACACACACACACACACACAUACAAAAACCACUCAUGCAAACCGAUCCUUGAAGAUGAGUUUACAGUCUGUGGAGGAAUAUUGUGUCGUUAUCCGUCCAGGCCGCUUUGUUCAGAUUGCACUAAUGUUUCCUCGCCACAUGGGGGCGAUGUCUGUCUCUCUGUCUCUCUGCGGAUAGAGCGGACAGCAUGAACUGCUCAGUAGACAGACAUUUGCACAUGGAACUGAAAGUCUAUUUUUUAAUCUUAUGCAACAACCGAUUCUUUCAAUGCAGGCUUAAUGAGGGGAGCGUCGUUAUUUUAAUAUUUAUUUAUUAGGUUUUGCAGCAUGCUAGCAUUUUUCAACAACGAUGCAAACCACAUCUGUCACUGGAAACUAACCAGUACAAACGGAAUUUUCUCCUCUGAACUUGAGCAUUUGGAGUUUAAGGUCAAAUACUGCUUGAGGGUACUUGUCGCAAGUAAUGAAAGUGUUUCACUUUUCCUACUCGGAUUCGGUCAUGCAGUUUAUCGAUUAAAAACUUGCAAACUUCAUCACUCACAGGUCUUCUUCUGUAAUUUAAAGACACAUCAGGCCAGGUGUUGCAUAACCUCUUUGUGGCAAUCAGAGAAAUCUGCAUAUCCCAGCAUUCUCAAUGGCAUAACCGAUUUGAAAGGCUUUGUACUUAUUUGACCAUCAAAAGUAGAAACGUGAUAAUUUUAGCCAACCUGAAGACGCUAAUGAAAUCUGAAUUUAUUGAAGAACCAGCAAUUGCUUCCUUCUGCUUGUACUGACCAGUCACAGUGACGCAGCCGCUGCGUUUCUGGAAGGAAGGUUUGGUCCACUUGUUUCAACAUCUCUGGACUCUAGAUUCAGUCUUUACCAUCAUGGAGCUUUGUACUUGAUUUAAUGAAGAUACUGUGGUAUGUCUGUCAUUGCUCUGGUGGGUUGUAGAUCAUUGUAUUUCUUCUACGUAGACCUAUUACCGAUGGCAGCAAAGAUUUCAUUUGGUGGAUUUCUCGAUAUUCUUCUACAUAAAUUUCAAAACAAAACUGGAAGGAAAGUACUUGAACAUUUUAGCCUUUGUUCUGCAUUGUAAACUCUUACUGUGUCUUCUGUCCUGCGAGAAAGGCGUUAAUGGCUUCACAAAAACCUCCAAUAGCAAUCUGGGUCCAAUCUGCUCCAUCCCUCAUUGUCACUUUCCUCAGACUUGUUGGCAAAGGUUUGUUCUAGUUGUCAGGGGAAACGUCAGCGAAGAAGGGCCGCACGUCUAAAAAGCUUAAAGGAAAGACUGGAAUGAUCCUGCUGACGUUCAUUUGGCCAAAACUUACCUCCAAAUGUCCGUGAUUGCAAAGUUGUCUUUUGCAGAUAAAGGUAAAUCGACACAGAGUGGACAUUUUGGUGUCUUAGUAGAUUUCCAAGGAUCCCUGAGAUGGGAGAUGGGAGAGAAAAUGUCCUUGUUCAUAGUGUAAAUGUGUGAUUAUUCAUUUUCUGUUGUACAAUAAGAUGACGCACCUGUGUAGAUAUGAUCUCUUUCUGUAACUAAAGAACAAUUUAUAUACCCUUUGUCUUGAGUGUAUAUUUGAAUGAAAAAUAACAAAUAAAUUCACAUUCAAUUGA